Messenger RNA from Drosophila pseudoobscura, 2683 nucleotides. It is a transcript of the gene slbo, whose product is annotated as slow border cells. Gene Ontology annotation, biological process: DNA-templated transcription; regulation of transcription by RNA polymerase II. Bases 591 to 1958 code for a protein of 455 amino acids. Gene Ontology annotation, molecular function: DNA-binding transcription factor activity, RNA polymerase II-specific; RNA polymerase II cis-regulatory region sequence-specific DNA binding. The record is from RefSeq and is a predicted model, not a curated record. The transcript has a single exon. Lineage: Eukaryota; Metazoa; Arthropoda; Insecta; Diptera; Drosophilidae.
UUUUCACUGUGCCGCGUUCGCAUUUUGUCACAGUUACAAUUUACCAAUUGUAAGCGACGGACGCGCUGCUCGCUCUAACGGACAGGAAAACGCCAAGAAAAGCUCCCUCUUUCUCUCUCUGUCUGUCUGCCUGUCUCUUCGCUCUCUGGGGGCCCAGACAGCCUAACGGUUCUUCAGGAGCUUGCCUUUGCCUGCUGCCUGCCUGCCUUCUAAUACCAAAGCAGAGUCGCGUCGGGCCGUCUCGUAUAAAAUCUGUUGCAUCAUUGCGGUGGCACUUCAGUCGUUCGAGCGCGUGCGGCCGGAGAAGUGCAGUGUUAACAACGAUUACAACAACAAGCUAACAACAAUACAAAAAUGCGUGGCUGCAGUGAACAUUUAAGCGGCAAAAAAUGACUAAAUUUACCAAUUUGUGAGAUAAAAAAAAAACACUUCCAAAGACAAACUUACCUCAGUGCAAUGGUUUAGGACUUAGAGCCAACCAACAGAAAAAAAAACAACCAUAAAUUCCCCAACAAAAUUUUCGCCUAAAAUCAAUCAAAAUUAUCGGGCAAAAAGGCAUCAACAUUCUACCCUCAUUCGGGCAACUAAAAAUGCUGAACAUGGAAUCGCCACAGAUGUACGCCGAUGCCGUGCAGACGCUGGCCCAGCUGGACCUCAAGAAGCCGCCCCCCCAGCAGGCCACCAUCGGCCAGAUCACACUGACGGCGAUGUCCACUGCCCAGCAACAGCAACAGCAGCAGCAGCAACAAAAUCCUCAACAGCAGCAGCAGCAACAAAAUCCUCAGCACCAGCAGCAGACAACGGAUGCCAACAACAAUACGUCCCAGGAUGCGGCACUCCUUGUGAAGCAGCAUGCCAUGCACCAAAUGCAACAGGCGGCCCUCAACGGCAACAACAACAACAGCAACAGCGUGAACAACAAUGUGAACAACUUGCUGCAGAAGCAAAUGCUGCAACAGUACACCACGCAGACGGAUCUCGACGAGCUGACGACCCAAGAGAUUACCCUGGACCUGCAGCACCUGAUAGAUGACCAGUUCCGGGACACGGAGACGCUGGGAAUCUUCAGCGACAUGGUAACCAGUCCGGGCGGACUCUCCGCCACCCUGCCGCCCAAUGGAAUGGUCAGCGCCGCAGCCAAGGUGUUGCAGCAACAGACGCUGAGGAAUCAGCACGGUUACGGGCGGGGCGGGGCACUGGCGUACAUGCCACAACCCGUGCACGCCACCUACAACAAUUCCAGCGACGAAAACAGCUCCGUGGGCUCCGACUCCAGCACGAUCAAGGAGGAGCCCAUCGACCCCGAGUAUCGUCGCCACCUGCAGGAAGCGGCCAGCCAGCAGGCAAGCAACGCGGCCGCCGCCUUCAUGUCCAAUGGCAAUGGGCUGUACAACGGGUACGGGUCCGCAGCGAACGGAAUAUCCGGCAACAGCACCAGCGGCACCCUCAACGGUAGCACCACCCCGAACCACAGCAGCAGCAAUGGCAGCAACGGCAGCAGCGGUCCCGUAAAUGGCAGCCAGUUCACGAAUCUGACCACGGCCAAUGUGCUGGCACACCACAACCUACCACACCUGGCGGCCGCCGCUGGGGCCCAGCACCUGUUGAAGCAGCACAGUAAGCUCCAGCACGCGGGGCAGCACCAGCAGCACAACCACCACCGGAAGCACGGAAACAAGCACGUGGACAAGGGCACCGAGGAGUACCGGCGUCGGCGAGAACGCAACAACAUCGCGGUGCGCAAGAGUCGCGAGAAGGCCAAAGUCCGGUCGCGGGAGGUAGAGGAGCGCGUGAAGAGCCUGCUCAAGGAGAAGGACGCUCUCAUCCGGCAGCUGGGGGAGAUGACCAACGAGUUGCAGCUGCACAAACAGAUCUACAUGCAGCUGAUGAACCAUGCCAAUCCCGAAGUGAGUCGCGUCUGUCGGAGCUUCCUCAACACCAACGAGCACUCACUGUAGCCGUGAGUGUGUGUUGUGAAUGAGUCUGAGUGUGAAUGAAUGAAUGAGACAUGAGUGAGUGAGUGUGUCUGUGUCGCCAAAUCAAAGAUUUAAAAUGCUGUGUGGGUAGCAUGUAAGAACCAUUUUCCUUUUUGCUACUGUUCAUCAACUUCUGCAUUCUGCAUUCUGCAUUCUGCUUUACCUCUUCUUCCUUUUCGGACCCACCCUGUGGGGCAUUUCUUUGUACAUUUUCUUCUCUUCGUUCCCUCCUCCUUGUUAUCACUGCUUAUCGAGUUACAAUUAAAUAUUUUUGUACUUAAUUUUAACGACUGUAACAUAUAUUUCGCACAUCUAUAAAUAUAUAUAUCUAUGCAUAUUAUCAUAAAGUUAAGCCAAAGAAAAAUGUUGAAAAUAUUUAUGUAAAAACGCGCAGGAAAGAAAACGGAAAAUACAAAAAAUUAAAACUAUUUAUACAAAAGAAACAAAACAAAAAAAAAACAAACAAAAAACACAAAUCAUAUUUUUACUAUUGUAAUUUUGUACAUUUCUUGAAUGGUGUGCGGCUUGCGCCUACAUGCUUUAUGCCACGCCCAGGCCCUGCUUUAAACACUGAUCCAACAUUAGCAAAUCUCUAGAUCGUAAGCCUUUUCCCAAAAAGAUACCUCCCCCCCACUCACUACCCCUACCCCAGCCCCUACGCAUAUCCCUACCCGGUACUAACAGUAAUCUAGCGAAUGCGAUGAGAA